This is a messenger RNA of Striga hermonthica, 453 nucleotides long. NCBI's taxonomy places the organism in Eukaryota, Viridiplantae, Streptophyta, Magnoliopsida, Lamiales, Orobanchaceae. The record is from the annotation of a GenBank genome assembly.
AUGGAUUGCCACGAACCGGUGGAUGAUUAUUGCGAUGCAUCUCAGGCCGAUAAUCUCCAAAUCCCACCAAAUUCCACUGAUUCAGAUCAGUUCUUCAUAGCCAUUGAAGUCGAAGUGACGCAGCCCUCAGUGGAAUCCUCAGAAGAAGAAGACGACGACGACGACGACGAUUGCGCUCCUAAUUUACGAGUUUCCGACUUGGAGACGUUGGGAUUCUGGGCCCCAUGCCCGAGGACGGAGAGCGACAACUUGCCGGAGUCGGUGAUUUCGGGGAUGCUGUCGAGGGCCGGAGUGCCUCUGCACAAGCAAAAGUACAUGACGGACCGGAUAUCCUUGCGGGCCGACGAGAUUGCCAGUGCGGCCCGCAAUAAGGAAGCGCGAGUCCUGCCUAUGCAGGUCCUCAUCAGCAUGGUCGCUUGUUCCUGUUAUGGAGAGGCGGUCGUCGAUCCUUAG